Molecule: messenger RNA, 3873 nt
Organism: Lachancea nothofagi CBS 11611
Lineage: Eukaryota; Fungi; Ascomycota; Saccharomycetes; Saccharomycetales; Saccharomycetaceae
Source: the annotation of a GenBank genome assembly
AUGGACCUCAAGAACCGAUUUGGCGAGCGGAAACCAGCUCUCGAUACUGAGCUGCGAAGAAAGAGAACUGAUUUUGGUUUAUAUGAAUGGCCGCAACCACCAAAUGCUACGGAAUCGGUAAGAUCCCGAGGCUCAACAGCUUCUGCAGGCGCCUUUGGCGUUUCCGGAGAUAUUGAUCCGAAAUCUGAUAAAGACUUGCCACUGAUAUCCACCGGGGUACUCGACGUUCCCAGCCAAAGGGCCCUUGUGGCAGCCGUUUUUGUCAUUAUUCAGGCCUACAAACUGUACGACCUUAUUCUCCUGAAAACUGGGCUUCCUGUUUCUGGGGUUCUAAUCACCAGCUCGCGCUUCAAUUUCGUUUCGAAGUAUUUUGUUAUUGACUCGCUGUUUCUGUACUUUCUAUCGAACAUGAAGAUCCCUAAGUUGACCUUCAGACCCAUAACGGUCUUGAUACAGAUCCUAAUUAUGACCGCAACCACAGUAUUUCUGUCCAAUGAGCAGACCUUUCCCUUUUUGUCAAUAUUAAUAUCGGCAUGGGGUAAGUUUAACACCAAACAGCUGAGUUUGACUGGUGGAUCUGUUAAUCAACGCAAAAUUGUAGAUCCAUCUUCGCACUUUAAAGGUGCCCUAACCAUCAAAAUUUUGCCCGAAAAUACGGCGAUGCUAAACCCUUUUCACGAUUCUUUUUGUAUGAGCAUGAAUGGGGUCAAUGUUGAGGCUAUGCACAUUCCACUUAGAAUUAAUUCUACCUCGGAGAUUGAUUUUUUGCAGCUGGAGUACCGCAGUUUGGAGUCUUCCAGUCCUCAAUUACUGAAUUUUACGAAAAAGCAGCUAAUUGAAGUUUCUAGGACUCACAAUUUGUUUCAAAGAGACCAGGCUCCUCACCAAGCCUCUAUUCGGUACUUUGUACUUCCUGUUGAGAAUAUUGGUAUGUACCAAGUCAAACAGAUCACUGAUUCCAAAAAGUUCAAUCUAAGACUCUACAAUUCCCAAGUUAUUAUUCCGCACUGUCCAUGGGGUGUCAUAGCUGGAUUGGGAGAGUUAGACAGAUGUGUCGGGGAAUCGAGCAAAGUUUCAAUCGAAGUAAAUGGUGUUCCGCCGCUCAAACUUCAAUACACUCGCCUUUUAGAUGGUGAGUCAUCUCUGUUUACGGAUGUAAAUCUGUUGCCGGAACGUUUUGAUUCUCCUCUCAUGUUUAACCAGAAAACCUUAUCCCAUGAAAACUUAGCAGAUCUAAAAUGGGCCAGAAGCUAUCCUGUUGCUAUCAAUCUCGAAGCAGCUCUGAAGGAUGAUGGCGUUUAUGCUUACACACUGGAUAAAAUUAGCGAUGGCUUUGGAAAUGAAAUGGACUUCUCAGUGCUGUCCCCGGAUUUGUUACAAAAGUAUGGUCUUUCCUAUAAAUUCAAUGUUCACAACCUUCCUAAAGCUACUUUGGACUCGAAAUUCGACCAUAACUCGCCUACAAAAAGAUCACUAAUUGUCAAAUUCGAAGGAAUCAGAGACUGGGAUGAGGGAAUUCCUUACAAUGCAAUCAUUCAGGCUUCCAACGAUACAGAGGUUUCACUGUUGAAGUAUGAUUUAACUAAGCAGACCACCGAGAUCCCUGUCAAUUCGCCUGGAACUUAUAACCUGGUUUCGGUGUCCUCCAAAUUUUGCUUGGGUGUUGUGGUUGAUAAAUCAAAUAUUCUAGUGACGAAACCUAUCCCUCCUAGUCUGGAAGUCAAGUCCACACCUAUACUAGACCAAUGCGUUGGCCAAGUUGGUUUAAACUUCGAUUUGACCUUUACAGGAGUGCCUCCAUUCUAUUACAGGACUAAGAUUUACAAAAUCGAAGACAAAGAUCGCAAACUUCAUGAUACCAAAAAAUUCACAUCUCAAGGUACAAGAAAUCAGUUCCGUUAUAAUCCUACCUCGGAGGGUAAUUACGAAAUUGUGUUUGACCAGAUUUCUAAUACCCUCUUCACCAAGGCUAUUCCCUUGGUGCCUUCGCAGGAUUAUACUUUUAAAACAUCCAUGAGAGUAAAGCCUGACGCUGCUAUCUCAUCGCAGUAUGCAACACAGUUAUGUCUAAACAGCCAGAGUAAGAUCCCGGUUACUUUCAAAGGUGAGGCACCAUUUACGCUUGAGUACGAUAUUUUGGAGACUUCUACGAAUAAGAGAGUGACAUAUACUCUCGAGGAUAUCGAUUCUUACAAAUAUGAGGUCGAAACUCCAAAAUUUGAUGUGGGUGGUGAUUAUAUUCUUUCGCUUGUAUCCGUUAAGGAUUCGUCUGGUUGUGUAGUGGGCAUCAGCUCUUCGGAUGCUCGUAUUGAGGUUCGUCGCGAUGUUCCAUCCGCGAGCUUCAAUUCUUUCGAACGUGUUAACGAGGUGUUGAUAAAGGAAGGCGCGUAUGCCGAGCUGCCUAUGAGCCUUUCGGGCGUAGCGCCUUUUACCAUAAUGUAUCAACACACAGAUAAGAAGGGCGAUGUGCUUGGAACUUAUGAAACGAAGUUCCUGUCCAGUUACAAAGCUACUCUAAGGGUUGAAAAAGAAGGAACAUACAAACUGAUGUCUGUGAAAGACCGCAGUUGUCGGGGGAGGGUAGAACUAAACAACGAGUUUGGUAUAUCUUUUCUAAGCAAGCCUAGUUUCGAAGUUCAGGAGCACAACAAGCUUUUCAGGUCAAAGGACGGAUCGUUGAAGAAGCGCGAAGUUUGUGAAAAUUACGAAGAAACUGUGGACUUGGUGUUGACAGGAUCGGCUCCUUUUGUUGUCUAUUACGAUCUUCUGUCACCUAAUGGCCAAAUCUCAUCUAAAUCUGUUCAUGUCGCUACUAAAUAUGCAUCGAUCAAGUUGCCCAAUGAUAGAGCUGGUAGCUAUACGUUGACUAUCAAAGGUGUAUCUGAUUCUCACUAUUCCGACAAAGAUUUAGUCAAGAUAGGCUUCACGACAUCUGAUGUGGUGAUAAAGCAGGAUGUCAGACCACUGCCCAGCGUUCAAUUUUCUGAUCCCGGUAAAACUUUCAGAACCUGUUCUGCUGAUGUGGACCACGUUGCUGGACUUGAAAAGAUCGGACUGCAUGUGAAGGCUGGACAGGCGCCCUUGGCUGUAACCUUUAGUAUCUAUCAUGAGAGUACCAGUAAGACUGAUCGCAUUAAUAUCGGGGGCGUUACUAAAAAUACCUUUGAAUAUGCUAAGCUGUUCGGUGGUUUGAACCUCGGCAACCAUAUUGUAACCAUUGAGGAGGUAGUCGACGCAAACGGGUGUGUUUCCGAUCACAAAUCUGAGAAGAACCAUAUUUUAAUAUCCAUUACAGAUGUUCCCAGAAUCUCAUUGGUGGAGCCCAAUAUGGAUGUGUGUGUUGGAGAUUAUGUAUCCUACCAACUAGGCGGGAUGGCUCCCUUCACCAUAAAGUAUGAUUUCAAUGGUGUUUCACUGAAAUCGAAAGAACGGACAUCACAAUUUGUAAGGUUGGCAUCGGAGGCUGGUAAAAUUUCCAUCAGCUCGCUGCAAGACUCGGCAUCCCAAUGCGUCGUGAACUUCAUGAAACCCGGCAUGGAGCGUCAAUUUGAAGAUUUGUCGCUCGAAAUUCACCCAAUUCCCUCUGUAACCGUUUCUCGCGGCGAUUACAUUGUGGAAGAUAUUCACGAGGGCGACCAGGCUGAGAUUAUUUUCUCUUUCGAAGGCACCCCUCCAUUUUCUUUAACGUACGUCAGAACUGAAGAAGCAGACGAUAAGCGGGGAAAUAGACGUCCCCAAAUUGUUGAGACUCACAAGGUCGAGGACAUUUAUGCGUACGAGUAUAGAACGUUCACUAGCUUGCAAGGCAGAUACGAGGCCAUCGCCAUCUCAGACGCGUUCUGCUUUGCAAAAAACAAUGCAUAUUUUGCCUGA